Anguilla anguilla (European eel) is the source of this 11020-nucleotide messenger RNA. Its product is annotated as histone deacetylase 5-like. Gene Ontology annotation, molecular function: histone deacetylase activity. Gene Ontology annotation, cellular component: histone deacetylase complex. The transcript is spliced from 25 exons. Gene Ontology annotation, biological process: negative regulation of transcription by RNA polymerase II; chromatin organization. The record is from RefSeq and is a predicted model, not a curated record. Bases 1491 to 4907 code for a protein of 1138 amino acids. Lineage: Eukaryota; Metazoa; Chordata; Actinopteri; Anguilliformes; Anguillidae.
UUGUCUAAUGUAUAUACCGCUGCGAUGUUUGUUUAAUGUGUGUAUCGCUGUAAUGUGUGGCUGGGUGUCUUUGUCUAACGUGUGUACCUCUGUGAUAUAUGUGUGUCUGUUUGCCUGGCUCCAGCACCUGCACCAAUGCAGAUAGGUCUUGCUGUUCCUUCUGACUGUGAGGAAGUCCCUGAUUGGCUAGCACCAUUUGCGAGACCGAGCCUUACUCCCCGCUGCACUAUCAGCGCUUAGCGCUCCGUUCUAUUUUUAGCCAGGCCCCUCCCCUGUCCUCUGCCAUUCCACAUCUAUUUCCAGCUCCCCGGCUCGCCGAGCAGCCCAGUCUGUUUGUAAACUCCCCAACUCUCUCUUAUCCAUCUGCUCUUCGCAAAACCAGUGGGGGGUACCAAAGGAAACAAGAAAACAAAAACAAAGCAACACCUCAAGAUGGCCUCGGCACUUUGAUCGUCUGCCAUCAGUACUUUUUUUCUUUUUUUUUUUCUUGUGCCUCGUCGGUAGAGGUUGCCAGGUCUGUUGUGGAGAGUGGCUUCCUCUUUCACGGGGGUUGCGACUGGAACGGUGUGUGUUGUCGGAGAGAGAGAAAGAAAGAGAGGAAGGAGGGGCGGGCAGGUCGGCGAAGCCGUAUCCCAGCUUGCUCCUGAGUCAGCGAUCCACUUUCUCUCGCGCUGCCUCCCGUCUGGCUGGUCUCCCUCCUGACAUUCGGCUGUUCCCCCGACACGGUGGCUUGCUGCCGUUUGGCUGCAGCCGCCUGAAAUCUCGGACUUCUGUUUCUGCUUAAGUUUUCUCUCUGUUCCAGACAGACGAGUCUCGGUUCUUUUGUUUUUAAACCAGCAAAUCCUCUUUGAGGUUAUGACAGACCUGGAGAACACUGUACAAAGGGGAAGCAGCAGCAAGUGUGCACUUUUGGACUCUCUGGAUCCAGCCACGCUCUGAGUGUGUUUUGCUGGUGUUCCCAUGUGCUAGUUCUGUCUUUGGGUUUAAAUUUCAACCUAAGGUGUUUUGGAAAGAAGUGGAGAAUAUGGAUUUUGUCACUGGAUCUUUCACUUUGGAGAUUCCCUGAUUUUUCUACAAGAUCUUUGCCAGGCCUUUCUGCCUCAAACAACCCCCCCACCCCCACCACCCUUUACUUUCCCAUCAGCCAUCCCAGGAGACUCUGAGGACCAGAUGCGGUCUCCCACAAUUUAAGAUUAAUGACGUUCAACAUUUGUCCGACCGCUUUUUUACUCCAGUGAAUUUCCUCUUGUCUUGGGAACUUAAGACGGCCCCUGUUUACUUUUUGGACUAUCCGCUCCUCUUCGGAUGUAAACAAAUGCCAGCUGGUGGUCCGGACAUUUAAUUACAGUUUUUAAGUAUCGUCUCCUGCCAUUGCUAUUUUCCGUUUUGUUUAUUUAUGCGCGUUUGGGUUUCCUUGCGGCCGCUCGCUCUCUGCUGUGCCGUCCGGCGUUUUCUCCGCUGACUCCCGGGGGGGACGCAGCUGGACUGGCAUGCUCUUGAGGCCCACCGUGCCGGGGCUGUGCGCGAUGCUGCAGACCAUCUACGAGACGGAGUCCUGCUUCUCCUCGGAUGCGGGGUCCGGCCGGGAGCGGGUGCCGGAGCCGCUCCCCGGGACCGGGGUGCACGCCGUCCCCACCAGCGUGGAGGUGAAGACGUCACUUCCUUUGGGGAUGCAGAGCCCGGGCGGCGGCGGCGGCGAUAAGGGCGGCGGCGGCGGCGGCCCCGUGGACCUGCGGACGGACCCCCGGCUGGGCCUGGCCUCCGUGGACCCCAUGCUGAGGGAGCAGCAGCUGCAGCAGGAGCUGCUCCUGCUCAAGCAGCAGCAGGAGCUGCAGAAGCAGCUGCUCUUCGCCGAGUUCCAGAAGCAGCACGAGGUGCUGACGCGCCAGCACGAGGUCCAGCUCCAGGAGCACCUCAAGCAGCAGCAGGAGAUAAUGGCGGCCAAGCGGCAGCAGGAGCAGGAGCAGAAGAGGAAGCUGGAGCAGCAGAGGCAGGAGGAGCUGGAGAAACAGCGGCUGGAGCAGCAGCUCAUCAUGCUGAGGAACAAGGAGAAGGGCAAAGAGAGUGCAAUCGCCAGCACAGAGGUCAAGUUGAAACUCCAGGAGUUCCUCCUUAACAAGAAAGAUCCCAUGCCUGGCGGACUGAACCAUUCCUUUCCCACGAAAUGCUGGGGGGUCCACCACACCUCUCUGGACCAGAGCUCCCCCCCACAGAGCAACACUCCCGGGACACCCCCGUCCUACAGACUGCCCCCCAUGCUGGGCUCCUACGACAGCAAAGAUGACUUCCCCUUGCGCAAGACAAUGUCCGAGCCCAACCUGAAGGUGCGCUCCUGGCUGAAGCAGAAGGUGGCGGAGAGGCGGAGCAGCCCCCUGCUGAGGCGCAAGGACGGCACGGUGAUCAGCACCUUCAAGAAGAGAGCCAUCGAAAUCACGGUGUCCUCCAUGUGUAGCAGCGCUCCUGGUUCUGGGCCCAGUUCUCCCAAUAGCUCCAACAGUGCCAUCGCUGAGAAUGGGUCCAGCGGCUCUGUCCCCAACAUCCACGCCAAGCACCUGCGCUGCCAGCAGCAGGCCAUGGGCGCGGACAGGACAGCCAGCCAGCUGAGCCUGUACACCUCCCCCUCGCUCCCCAACAUCUCCCUGGGCCUGCCCGCCACUGUGACCGCCGCCAACUCGCACAUCGCCGCUCCACAGAAGCUGUCUGCGCAGCAGGAGGCCGAGCGGCAGGCCAUCCAGUCCCUGCGGCAGGGCGGCGCUCUCACAGGGAAGUUCGUCAGCACCUCCUCCCUGCCGGCCUGCCUGCCCCCCGGGCUGCCCCACGACAGCGAGCCGCCGUCCGCCACCAGCCACAGCCACUCCUCCCUGCUGCAGCACGUCCUGCUGCUGGAGCAGGCCCGCCAGCAGAGUGCGCUGCUCGCAGUGCCGAUGUACGGGCAGUCGCCGCUGGUGACGGGCGAGCGGGUCUCCGGAGGCAUGCGCACGGUCAGCAAGGCCCGCCACCGGCCGCUGAGCCGCACCCAUUCGGCCCCCCUGCCCCAGAGCCCCCAGGCCCUGCAGCAGCUGGUCAUGCAGCACCAGCACCAGCACUUCCUGGAGAAGCAGAAGCAGUACCAGCAGCACAUCCAGCUCAACAAGAUGCUGUCCAAGGGUCCCGAGCUUCCCCGCCAGCCUCCCGUCCACCCGGAGGAGACGGAGGAGGAGCUGACGGAGACGGCGGAGAUGCUGGAGGACAGGGGGGAGGGGCCUGAGCCGGCGGGGGAGGGGCCUCCGGACCAGGAGCCGCAGCAGGAGGGGCCGGGGGAGGUGGCCCCCAGCUCCGAGCAGCCGGUCACGGUGAAGGACGAGAUCCCAGAGAGCGAGGCGGAGGAGGACGACGACGAGGACGAGGCCAUCGAGUUGAAGGAGUUUGACGAGCAGGGCCUCGCUUACACCCAGUUUACGGACCAGCAGCACUUGCAGCAGCUCAACCUGUUCCAGGCGUCCAUGUCAAUCACUGGCAUGUCCCACAGGCCUCUGGGAAGGGCCCAGUCCUCCCCGGCCACUGCCAGCCUCAAAGGCGCCCCUAUUGGAGAAGCACCCAUCAAGCACCUCUUCACCACAGGCGUGGUGUACGACAGCUUCAUGCUGAAGCACCAGUGCAUGUGCGGGAACACCCACAUACACCCGGAGCACGCCGGCCGCAUACAGAGCAUCUGGUCCCGGCUGCAGGAGACCGGGUUACUCAACCGCUGUGAGAGAAUCCGGGGCAGGAAGGCCACGCUCGACGAGAUCCAGACGGUCCAUUCAGAGCAUCACACGCUGCUGUACGGCACCAGUCCUCUCAACCGGCAGAAGCUGGACAGCAAGAAGCUUUUAGGUCCAAUCAGCCAGAAGAUGUACGCGGUCCUGCCCUGCGGAGGCAUCGGGGUGGACAGCGACACGGUUUGGAACGAGAUGCACUCCUCCAGCGCUGUGCGGAUGGCUGUGGGCUGCGUCAUUGAGCUGGCGUUCAAGGUGGCUGCCGGGGAGCUCAAGAACGGUUUUGCUGUGGUGCGACCUCCAGGCCAUCAUGCAGAGGAGUCCACUGCCAUGGGCUUCUGCUUCUUUAACUCAGUGGCCAUCACAGCCAAACUCCUUCAGCAGAAGCUCAGCGUGGGGAAGAUCCUGAUUGUUGAUUGGGAUAUCCACCACGGCAACGGCAGCCAGCAAGCCUUCUACAGCGACCCCAAUGUGCUGUACAUCUCCCUGCAUCGCUACGACGACGGGAACUUCUUCCCUGGCAGUGGCGCCCCAGAGGAGGUGGGGGCCGGCGCGGGCGUGGGCUACAACGUGAACAUCGCCUGGACGGGAGGCGUGGAGCCGCCCAUGGGGGACGUGGAGUACCUGACCGCCUUCAGGACCGUGGUCAUGCCCAUCGCCAACGAGUUCUCCCCGGACGUGGUGCUGGUGUCGGCCGGGUUCGACGCCGUGGAGGGUCACCAGUCUCCUCUGGGCGGCUACCGCGUGACGGCCAAAUGUUUCGGUCACCUGACCAAGCAGCUGAUGACGUUGGCCGGCGGCCGCUUGGUCCUGGCACUGGAGGGCGGUCACGACCUCACCGCCAUCUGCGACGCCUCCGAGUCCUGCGUCUCCGCUUUACUGGGCGAAGAGCUGGACCCGCUGCCUCAGGCCGUCCUGCAGCAGGAGCCCUGUCCCAAAGCGGUGGCCUCGCUGGAGAAGGUCAUAGAGAUACAGAGUAAGCACUGGAGCUCGGUGCAGUGCUUCGCCCCCACCGUGGGCCAGUCCCUGCUGGAGGCUCAGCGCAGGGAGAAGGACGAGGCCGACACGGUCAACGCCAUGGCCUCCCUGACCGUGGACCCCGAGCCGGGCUCCGCCCAGCCGCCCAGCAGGCCCGUGGAAGAGCCCAUGGAGGAGGAGCCAGUGUUGUAGGGUGCUGCUGCUGCCAAUCAUGAAACCUCACAUCGACAUACCUGGAGAGAUGCCGCCCCCCACACCUCAACCCUGUGCCCCCACUCCCCAUGCCCCUCCCACCCACCCGGGCAUUUUCCUGCACCUGACAGAGACCUGCUGGAGCUGCCCAUCUCCACCCUCCCCCACUGCCUUUGCCGCCAAACUGGGGAAGCCAGACAGAUGGACUAACUGACAAGGCUGGUGGACGCACAGGAGGAUGAGCGGAUCGACGGCAGGAAAUUAAGGGGUGGGGCAAGCAACAGACAGGCUGGCAGUUCGGUUUGGUUACCGACGGUAACCGCCUCAGCAGGUUUUCAUUUUUACGAGCGGUAUCUCUAAACAAGCAGUUUUUAUUUUGCAUAUAUUUGAAAUGUAAAAGCCAACUAACAGGACUGACUCUUAAAACACAAGUUACUGAACGAGAAGCAAAACCAUUUUCACAAUUAUGAAACGUUGAAUGGAUUGCUUUCUAUCUUGUGAGUGUGCAGUUUCUCUCUUUGAUUGUGUCUUUGUUUGUAUAUUUCUCUGUUCAAUUUAAUAAGGUGGCUUGAAGCACAACUUAACGUGUUCAAUGUGUAUAUGUAUGUAUACAAAUAUGCAUGUGCGUGUGGGUGUCCAUUUAUACACGCACGUACACGCACAUGCACGCGCACGCACACCAGUAUGCGUUUUUGUGUGUUUGUAUACAUAUUCCUGCAUAUGUAUACUGUGUGUAUAUUUGUGUUGUCUUUUUGUUCUCUUCAGUAGUUGACUGUGGAUUGGGAGGUGUAGUCCUGGGGGGAGGGUGCUUUUGUAUUUUCACUAAGGGCUGCCGAAACACAACUUUUUUUGCCGCAGCCAAACUUUUUCCUCGGACUAUAUAACACCCCCCCCCCUCCCCAGACACGCCCCACAGUCGCACCCAAGGCAAAAGCAGCUCACAGCGCCCCCUGUGGAACUUGAGGACAGCCACCGAAUGCUAGGGUGAGAGGAGGGGAUGAAUUGGCCUUCCUCGUUGGUCCUCGAGGGAGGAGGGCAGCAGUUUGACGGGUAGUUUCCAACCAAGGUGAGAUGAACGUUGGAAAGUUUCAAGAGGAACUUGGUGCCUUUUCUAAAAUGUACAUUUUAAAAAAUCCACGCAAUCAUUACUCAUUUUUAUGGAAAAAUGCCUUAAUUUCCUUAAAAAAAGUGCACCAAUUCUGCAGACGUGACUAAGAUCGUUGGAUUCUUUCUUGUUGCUGUCUUCUUUUUUUCAGUUUCUCCCACACUGUCGUUUACCGUUGCCAGUAGAGGAGUGCUGGGAGUGUGUGAGGCAUAAGGUCAAAGGUCAUUUUGGGACACUUGCUGGUCCGUGACCUCGACCCUGUCCGCUUCCUCUUUAUUUAUUUGUACUGUGCCCUGAACGGCAGGUUGUGUAAUUAUUUGGAACUUUGCGAUACACUUUGUGACCAACUAUUUCACUUCUUUUGUCAUGUGUAAAUAAUGUAUUCAGCUUUCUUUAUUCUUACCUGAAAUCACAUUUUUUUGUUGAUUUUUUUGAGGAAGGAUGCCAUAUUGGCAGGUUUUUUUUUCAAUAACAAUGUAACAGGCUAUAAAUCCAACCAUAUAGACUUUUAAUAUAAAAGUAUUAUUUAGUAAAAAAAAAAAAAAAGUGCAUAAAGUGUUUUAUUUUUAUUUUUUUUACUAAAACUGUUGGUUUGAGUAAAGGGGAGUUGUUUUAAGGUAACUGCAAAAUUGAAAAAAUUACUCAUAAGAUUGAGAAAGUAAUCAUAUUUCUGAAAUUUCUAAUUAACACCAUGUGCUGGAGAAUUGUACACUACAGCCUGGCCCAAAAAGUUUUUAAUCUUCAGCAAUAUAAUCAAAUAUUUUGAAUCUUGAAUGAAUUCCAUUAGAUUUGUUAUUUUCAUUUUUUAUUUACAACUCAGCAAAGUUUUAACACUGACAUAUUGAGGUCUGUCAUAAACUGUAUACUGUAUGAAAAUUAUAUAGGGAAAAAUAACUGACAUUUGGUUGUAUAAGGUGCACCCUGCUUAUGUUCCCAACGCAGCUUUUCUUGUAUAUCUUUGGUUCCAGGUGUAGCUAGUUUAGUUACGAUGCUGGACUGUGGGAUGAACCAAAGUAUACCUGUCUUCUGUCAUUCUUACUAUUCAUCCACUUUGGCCUUUCCAGCUUCGCCCUCCUCAAAAAGGCGUUUAAUGUAGUGAUAAUCCCCAUGAAAUCUGUACGUAAACCAAUGCGUUUGCUUUUCCUGAGCGUAAAAAAAAACAAAACAAAAAAAAACGCGGUAGUGCCCAAUUCUUCUCAGUUCUGAAGUCACUUCGAUGAGUUACUCAAAACAAUCCCGUUGAGACGUGCCGUUUGUACCCAUCUUCGUCCCCGGAUGUUCGGGGGAGGGCUAGAACCAUAGCACACGUGCCUGCUAGCAUGAAGAGAUUUCGGCUAUGUUUUUUUCCUCCGCAAAAAAAAAUAAAAAUGGAGGAUUAAAUCAGUUUCACGAAGAUUUAUUUAUAGCCGCGAGAUUUAAACACGCAACACGCGCCGCCUUGAAGGUGAGCUACAUUAUUGACCAGUCAGAUCCGUCGGCACUUUUGGGAUAUUGGGCAUUUUCCACCAAAUUUUUCACCGCUAUUUUUUAGUGCAACAGAUCACUUCAUAACUGAAGUAAUGCAUUUAAAUUAACUGUUCUUACAACUCUGAUGUAACUUUUUUUUGGUAGGUGGUUUUAAAAGCCUUAUUGGUCAGUUGAGCAAAUAAUUUUUUUUAAAUACUUUUUUUCCCUUCGUAACCAGCCAUAGCACAAAAUAGCCACAAUAAAAAAGGUCUUAUGUCAGAAGACAGAGGUGUGAAACAUCCAUCAAUCACCAUUAAAAUAGCUUUAAUGUUGUGCCCACACUAUUUUGCUAUUCGGUAAAUAUGUAUAUUUAUUGAUAUUUCAUAUGUUGUGUAUACUGGUAUUUGGUGAUUGAUGAUUGUUAAGAUUUAAAGAGUAAUUGUAUAUUUUUGACUUUGAAAAGAGAGGUCUGUUUCACAUGUUGUGUCCUUCUAAUGUCCUGGUGUUUGAAUCUCCAUACACUGUGGUUGGAUUUUGAAUUACAUGACCAUCUUUUACCAUAUAUUUGGAAUAUAUAAAAUGCCUCGGUUAUAUUGAAAUGCAGACGUUUGAGAUUAUCAAAGCACAUUCCUUAAUGUCUGUUCUUUCCUGUUAAAAAUAAUAGACGUACAUAUAUAUACAUUUGAUAUACAUAUUGUAUAGAAAUUUGUAUGUAUAUGUAUUGUGUUGCACACUAUUUUAGUAAUCUGUAACUGUGAAUAUUCUUGAUGAGGAUAAAAAAAAUCAUUUUCCCUUUAUUUUCUCCUUUUAUGUAAUAUUGAUGGUUGCAUUGUGUACAGUGCCGCUCUGUGGUGAAACAGUGCAAUUGCAGUAAGGAUCUUAAAAAGGGAACGUUGUGGACUCUCCUUGGCGUUUUAUUUCAGGGUAUGUAUGUACAUUGUCAAACGUUUUUAAAAAAAAUUUUUUACUAUACUCAGUGUAACGUCGUUACGCCUUUUUAAACAUCGGGCCUGUAGUUUUGUUCCUCUUGACACGAUUCACUGUUACGUUGCAAAGAGCUCGUGGCUCUUCCAGGUUAUGUGAAGGGUCAGCUGUGGGCAAGGCCUGCCCAGUGAUUCAUGUGAUGAAACCCAUAUGAGAAAAGGCCCAGGGUUUCUCCUGUUGUCUGUUGUCACCAAGAUGUACAAAGGCUUGGGGGUCUUAAUUCAAAUUUGCAGGGAACGGGAGCAGACUAAUGCAGGGAUGCUAACGCGCAUAUAUCCCACUCUCGAUGGGGAUUGUCUUGCGAUUCUGGCAAUAUUGUUCAGGUCCAUGUUAGUUUCUUGCUAAUUUUAUGUUUAUUUUCAUUCGCCCAUGCUUGUCUCCAGUGGUACGUAGGUAGGAUUUUAGAGGUUGUGUUCCGGGGAAUUGGUUAUGUGGUUCGAUAUGCGUUGUAGGUUAAAUUCGAAUUAACUGUGGUGACUAAAGCCUCUCAAAUCGGCAGGAAAGUCUGUGUCACAACAUGACACCGUUAUCGUCGUGUAUCAGUGGGUCACAUAUCGGCGGGGUCACCGGUACCUCAAAGUGCCACUUUUUAGAGAGCUGCGAGAAAUUCAGUGUACCACUUUUUUUUUUUUUUUUUUUUUUUUCUGGUGACAAUCCUGUAUUCUCCAUGGGAUUGACUAGUAUUGUACUCGGUUUCUUAUUUUGACCCUGGUUUUCUAAGAAUUCGAUCUCAUUUUCAGCCUGCGGAACCCGAUGUCUUUGAGGGGGAGCUGUUGUUACCCCGUCAUACCUGGUACCAGAGGCUUCCUCUGGGAACAGCAGCUAGUGCCCGACGUGCCGGAAUGAAACACGAGCUAGCGUCCUGUCCAUUGUCUUAGCCCCGACUUACGUCGUAUCCCUAGAUGACCCAAAACUCCGUUUGGAUCGGACGUACAAGUCUUGUGCCGUGUUGUCGGAAAACCGAAUCUUUUCCUCGCCCGGCAACUGUCGAAUGCCGUGUUCUGUCACCCCGCUUCAGGUUGAUGCAUCCCCGCCCCCUCUUUUUUUUGUCAGAUUUCAUUUAGCAGGAAUCAGGAUUAGGGAUGUUUCCAGAUAACUACCUAGGGAUUCACACACGUCUGUAUUCUGUCAGGUCUCUUCUCAUUUGUUUGGUUUCCUGUCUGAAACCUUUCCAGGGCCUUGAAAUAAAUGAAUUUUUGCAGUUUAAUCCAAAGUGACAGCCACAAUAAUGUAGAAUUUUGAUGGAGUUGUAUCCAUUUUGCUACUGAAGAUUUGUUCUGCUAGGCUGUAAUAUGUAGAGACAGGGAUUCUGACCUCUCCAAAUAUGUUCCAGAUGGGCAAACACACAUCCAUGUAAUCAUCACUGGGCUUCAUGUUCAUGGGCUUACGGUAGAUCACCUAAGAACUACACUAACCUACUCUAUUUACAAAUAAAUAUAUGUAUAGAUGUGUACGUUUGUGUAUGUGUAUAUAUACACACACACACACAUACAAAGUCACUCACAAACUGCAAAUUCACAGCCACAUUUGUAUUUAUAAGAAGCACAAUUGUACGGUGUGGCAGUGACAUGGGCAGUUCUCUCAGCCCGUUUCCCAAAUACAUUCUCUUUUUGUGUGCCUAUGGUGAGCAAUACUACACCCAAGCACUGCCUGGAUUGAGUUUGUGCUGAAGUGUGUAGAGAUGGCUUGGGUUACCAGACACCCAGAUGAUACUGGGCGUUUAUGAAAUGUAAGUAAUAAGGAUGAUGGUAAUGGUGUGCUGCAGGUAGCACUUUCCCCCAGUCCCUUUAUAAUAGUCCCCAUUCUGACAGGUUGUCAGCCAUAUUGACGUAGUACAAUCUGGAUGUGGGAGUAGCCGCAAUAGCGAGAGAAUGUGGUCCUCAUCCUCCCCAACAUCCAUUGAGAAGGUGGUUACUGUUGUGCCUGUUUGAAUACAAAUUGUCAGGGUUGUGGUGGAUUGUGUGUACCAAGGAAGUUUCCUCUAUGUCACCGUGUCAGUUGUCGCUGCUGACUGUGUGACAAAUUUUUUUUUUUGUCUCCAUAGUUUGGGUGAAAGGCACUUUCAAACAGUAGUGAGGCGGGAACACCUGUUGUGUCUUGGACAAGUUCAAGUGUGCUUUUUUUCUUUGGCACAAGACAAACAGAGAUGGCACUUUAUUAAAACAGUUUUCUAAAAUGACACAUUGUUAAAAUUAUACCCAUUUCAAAUUAAUCAGUGCUGGUGAUUGUUUUGUUUUUUUCUUUCCGUUUGGGAAAAAAUGUGUUAUUGACUUCAUUUCCAAGUUCUUUUUGUAUUCAAGAACACAUUUGGUGGACACAGCAAAUGGUUGAGUGUUCUUUUAAGUUCAAGUGUGUCCUUACAGUGGUUGAUGACCAGUAAUGUGUUGUAGAAAAUGUUUUUUUGUCACUUUUUUUGUUUUAACUUUUUCUCUGGAGUAAAAACAAUGGGAUACUCCUUGAAAAAAGAAAUCUUGUUAUCUUUUAUCAGUCUUUGUUAUCUCUUUCAUGUUUCAAAGUAUUUUGUAUCAUGUUAUAACAUUUGUCUUUGUGUAAAUAAAUUAUAUUGUUUCUGCCAAGA